This is a messenger RNA of Venustampulla echinocandica, 861 nucleotides long. RefSeq lists its product as uncharacterized. The transcript is spliced from 3 exons. Lineage: Eukaryota; Fungi; Ascomycota; Leotiomycetes; Helotiales; Pleuroascaceae. The record is from RefSeq and is a predicted model, not a curated record. Gene Ontology annotation, molecular function: protein binding. Bases 1 to 861 code for a protein of 286 amino acids.
AUGGCGGACUCAGGCGAGCUCUUUAUCGAAACUGCAGCAGACGAAGGUGGUGAUAUCUCUAUGGUCAGCGAAGAAGUUGCUGUAGAAAUUAACCCAGCGUCGCAAGCUCUAGAAUCUGGCGCCGACAGCACCGAGAACGGUCUCCCAUUUCAAGACGAUGCCAUGGAUGAAGUACCAGCACGCGCCACAUAUAUCGAUUAUUUGAAAAGCCCGGCUGUUGGUCUCCUAGUGGGACAGGGCGACGAGCAGGGACUUCUUACGGCGCAUCAGGCCUUACUUACGAAAAGUCCCUGGUUUAAAGAGCAAUGCGAAAGAUUCGGUGACGAUAUCAGGGAACGCUCAAUUACCCUCGUUGACGAGGACCUUGACGCCGUGGGAUGCUUCCUCGAGUUUCUCUACACAGGCGAUUACUUCCCGCGCAAGAUCGUGGGCACCCGCGAUCUCGAGCGCGACCCUCAGGAGCCUCUCGUCGACGAGUCUGGCGACCAAUUGCUGAAACAUGCUCGAGUCUAUACGCUUGCAGAUACCCUCGGCCUCCCAGCUCUCAAGUCCCUCGCCUCCAGCAAGAUCCACUGUGUAAACUCUACGGCAAAGGGCGAGAUCGCGUAUGCGAGAUACGUGUAUGCGCAUACCAAAAAGGACGAUAAUGCCAUCCGCGCACCUGUUGCAUAUUUCUGGGCCACCAGAUCUCAUACCCUGCGCUCGGAAGCCGAAGACGAGUUUAGACAGAUGUGUUUGGAGUUUCCCCAGUUCGGAUACGACGUCCUCACCCGUGUCCUGGACGACAAGCUCAAGAGAGAGAAGCAGGACAAGCUCAACCCUACACCCGGAAGCUCCCGCAAGCGUGCCCGAGGCAUCUAA